This is a messenger RNA of Colletotrichum orchidophilum, 2517 nucleotides long. RefSeq lists its product as uncharacterized. The transcript has 4 exons. NCBI's taxonomy places the organism in Eukaryota, Fungi, Ascomycota, Sordariomycetes, Glomerellales, Glomerellaceae. The record is from RefSeq and is a predicted model, not a curated record. Gene Ontology annotation, biological process: vesicle-mediated transport. Gene Ontology annotation, cellular component: endocytic vesicle; cytosol. Gene Ontology annotation, molecular function: guanyl-nucleotide exchange factor activity; ubiquitin binding; small GTPase binding. The annotation marks the transcript as partial.
CUGAGCUCGAGCCUCGCCUCUCACAACCCAAAGCCAAUACCCGCUGCUCGGCUUGACUUGAGCUCACGAACAACGACCCAAGACAUUCUUGAAGAUCUGUGGUGUAUGUCUUCUACAGAUCCCACAGAUCACUUUUCCGGCCUAUCUGGUGCCCCCCAGAAUGACACCGCCGCCGCCACGGUGACGAGCGCCGAGACCGCGGGGUCGAAGGCUGAAACGAAGCUGCCCAAGCUUGACAACCAUGUCGAAGACAGCCAGCCCGUGCUCUCAGCGAAAGCGGCAGGCAAACAACAAGCGACGGAAGAUUUGAUCGACUUUGGCGACGACGCCCCGGUCACAUCAACCAGUGCGAAAGAGGGCACCAAAGAGAAUGAUGAACCUUUUCAAAAUUCACCCAAGACUGCAUCCAAACCCUCUCCAGUGAGCAUCCCGGAACCGAUGACUUCAUCGACAGCUACCUUGAAGCCCACGAGCCCUCUUCCUGCCGAGACUGCCACGCAGUAUCUCACCAUCGAGUCCACGACAUACGUCGACCCUACACCUCCAACUCCGAGGACAUCUCAGCCUCCCUCUCGAACCCCCUCAAACGCCAAACGCCGCCCCUCCUCCGGUUCCCCUACAAGAUCUGAUGCUGGCUAUGACGAGCGCAGAUAUGCAAGCGAAGAUGAGCAAGAGAAUGGGUCGCGCUCCGAAAUUCAGAGCAUUAUGGAGCAGUUCACCGGCGACGGUGGGGGCCCCGGAGCCGAAGAAGUCAUGAGCCCAAGGCUGGAAAUUGCUUCGCCCAUGCUAGGUAGCCCUGGCAUACAGCAUCCACCCCGGAAGUCCAGCCUCGAGCCACUGGUCCCUUCACUAUCCCACCAAGUGCAGGAACUUCAAGGUCUCAGAAUACACUCGGCUUCUCCAGCCAGUAUGCUCUCCAGAGAAAGAGCACCUGACGAUCAAGGGCCGCCAGUGCCCCCAAAAGACGGACCACCCGCGACACCUGCGCGGUCUCAAGAUGAUCGGCAAAUGAGCAUCGACUCCCAGCUGUCUCCUGGCAUACCCAUACAUCGGCCGCCACCCCCUGAACCCGAACCAGAGCCAGCGCUUCCAUUCGACUUCCAUCGAUUUUUAGAGCAACUACGAAACAAGAAAGCGGACCCAGUCGCUAGAUACCUCAAGUCGUUUUUGUCAGAGUUUGGCAAGCGGCAGUGGAUGGUGCACGAGCAAGUCAAAAUCAUUAGCGACUUCCUCGCCUUCAUCGCCAACAAGAUGGCGCAGUGCGAGGUGUGGCGAGAUGUCUCCGACGCAGAGUUCGACAACGCUCGCGAGGGCAUGGAGAAGCUUGUCAUGAACAGGCUCUAUACGCAAACAUUUUCGCCAGCGAUCCCUCCCCCACAACCUAUCCCCGGAGCAAAGCCAAAAAGACGUGGCGGAGAGCGACCGAUGGGGCCUGGCAGGCGUGGCCAGCAUCAAGAGGACGUGGAACGAGACGAUAUCUUGACACAGAAGAUCAACAUUUAUGCUUGGCUUCGAGAGGAGCAUCUUGACAUACCACCGACUGGUGAUAGUGGCAAACGAUUCCUGAAGCUCGCCCAGCAAGAAAUUCUUAAGAUCAAGUCCUACCGAGCGCCGCGGGACAAGAUCAUUUGCGUACUAAACUGCUGCAAAGUAAUCUUCGGCCUGCUCAAGCACUCAAAGUCGGACUCCUCAGCCGACUCUUUUAUGCCCCUCCUAAUUUACGUGGUCCUCCAAGCCAACCCAGAACACUUGGUGUCAAACGUACAGUACAUAUUGCGGUUCCGAAACCAGGAGAAGCUGGGCGGCGAGGCCGGAUACUACCUUUCCUCGUUGAUGGGCGCCAUUCAGUUUAUCGAGAACAUGGAUCGGACGACCCUGACUAUUACGGAUGAAGAGUUCGAGAAAAACGUCGAAGCAGCCGUGUCUGCGAUUGCCGAAAAACACCGCCUUGACUCCCCCGCAGUUGCGCAAGAACCGGUCUUUUCGGAAAAGUCAUCCACUGGGUACCAGACCGGGGAAUCUUCGACAAGGCCUUCCCUAGACAUCAUGGGAGAGUCAUCCACACCACGUCGGUCGACUUCAUCGAAUGAGGGCGGAAAAGAUCCAGACGAUCAAGCUCCCAUCACCGGACUUCUCCGCUCCAUUCAGAAGCCUCUGAGCUCAAUCGGCCGCAUGUUCUCAGACGAGCCCUCUCCUGCACCACUUGUGCCCAGCAACACAUCGAGGCCACGAGACUCCUCCGAGCGACUCUCGCCUAGACCAAGCACCGAAAUAUCACCCGAUGGACAGCAGCCAUCGUCUCGUCACCAUCUAUCGGCGGAAGAAGCUGCAGCAAGGCAGGCAAGCGCUGAAGUUGCUGAAGCUCAACGUCUGAGCAGGGUAGAGCACAACAACGUUGUCGAGACCCUUGCAGGGAUGUUCCCCGAUCUAGACAGGGAGAUCAUUUCGGACGUGGUACACCAGAAACAGGGAAGAGUUGGACAGGCCGUUGAUGCCUGCUUGGCCCUGUCUAGUUGA